AUGCGCGUAUCCCCCUGGACAUCCUUUACGUCUGAAGCGUCCACUUCAGAAAAGACCUCAGCGCCAAAGCCUGCGAGUCGCUCUUCAUUCGGCCACUUCCGCUCCCUCUCCUCCAUCACCACGACCAAAUCCUCGAGUCCCACCCGCCCCUCUCCGUUAGGCCACGGCCGUUCGCCUUCGACCUCUCAGCUACCCGACUUUACCUUCCCCUUAAGGUCCUCUCCAACCUCGGUCUCUCCCGCCUCCCCCAUACCCUCGCCCGAUGAGGAUUCCGACCUGAGCACCCUGCCUGACCCACGCAUACGCGCAAUGAGCCCGCUUGCGAACUGUGACGGAUCCGUCGUGAGCGAUGGCGAGAAUGAGUCCCACGAUGAAGUCACCACACUCAGUAACAAGCUCAUUCGCGCCAUCAACCACCAAACCAUUCUAGACAAUAAUCUCGGCGAGGCCCGCCGUGAUCUGGAAGUCGCCCGUGACCGCAUCCGUCAACUUGAGGAGCUAACAGAAUCCCAGCGCGAGAUGCUCGCCGGGGAUGUUGUCGAGGAGAGGAAGGCCAAGGAGGAGGUUGAGGAGGAGAAACGUAAGAUUGAGCGCGAGCUCGAGAACUUAACUACCGCCUUGUUUGAGGAGGCCAAUAAAAUGGUUGUCGCCGCCAAGGAGGACGCUCAAAAGCAGCAGGAAACCAUGGAGAAGAAAAAUGAACAGCUUCGUGCCCAGAUUGCUGACACGGAGAGCCUACUCCGCUCCCAACAAGAGCAACUCGCAGAACUCAAACUCGUCAUGGAGCAGAUGACAGCCGACCACGAUGACCAGACCAACCUAACGGCCCCCUCCUCCCCCGGCUUCAGCAGGUUUGACUCCAAGGAUCAGGAAGGCCGCCUGCGCGACGGUCUCUUUGCCUCAUCGCCCUUUGUCGAGCCCGUAUCUCCAGCCUACCCCACCAGCUUUGUUCACCUUAUUCAACCAGUACUACGUACAGACUUGGCUGCCUUUGAAGACUUCAAGCUCCUCAGCCAUGCAAGCAAGCAUAAUCGCUCCGCCAGUCGCGCUUCCGCCUCGUCUCUGAGUGGCAUCAACGUCAUGAACCUUGGCCUAGGGCACAUUGCCUCGGGCGGCUCUAUUCCCUCCCCCACCAGGAGCGGCACCCAUUCAUCUUCACCUUCGGCCUCCUCCCUCACCGGAGGCGGUCCGCUCGCCCAUUCGCCGUCGUCAACAGCCAUCUCUCCCAAGGGCUCCCAAGCCCCAACCCCGACUGCCACCCCCGUCUCGGUCGGCUCGCUCAAGGACGCCAAAUUUUACAAACGCGCUCUUGUCGAGGAUAUCGAACCCACCCUACGCCUCGACACCGCCCCGGGCCUCUCGUGGCUUGCCCGCCGCAGCGUCAUCACCGCUAUGACCGAGGGUACCCUCGUCGUUGAACCUGCCCCUGCCUCCCCGCUCGUGCCAUCGGCGCCGUCUCCCCAGCAUGUCGCCUGCUCCCUGUGCGGCGAGUCGCGCAAGGAUACCGAACACCUCAGGACCCACCGCUUUCGCACGAGCGAAUCCGACUCUGCUCAGCGGUACCCACUAUGCGCGUACUGCCUAGGCCGUGUGCGCUCCACCUGCGACUUCCUUGGAUUCCUGAGGAUUCUCAAAGACGGCCUUUGGAGGACCGACGACGCAGACGCGGAAAAGGCAGCCUGGGAAGAGGCUGUGCGCCUGCGCGAACAAAUGUUCUGGGCCCGCGUCGGCGGAGGCGUCGUCCCCGCCAACCAACUCAUUGCGCCAUCUUCCUCCCUUCCAGUCUCAGCUUCGGCGUCAGCGACCAACGUUGUUGUCGUUGAUGGCGACAAGACGCCUCCGCAGGACCCCACUAAUGAUGGGGCGGAGGACCACGCAGAAAGCCAACAACCAAAACGAGCGGAGACGGCCGUCGCUGGUAGAGAUGGAGAGGACGACGAGGUCACCGGCGAGGUAGUCACUCCGAGCCCGAGCCCGAGAAACUCUACUCAACCCGCUAAAGGCCUGGCCAUCAGCGUGACGAGUCCGGGCACCACAAAUGUCUCUGAGGUACUCGCCGCCAUAAAGAGCUAA
Messenger RNA from Parascedosporium putredinis, 2073 nucleotides. The record is from the annotation of a GenBank genome assembly. NCBI's taxonomy places the organism in Eukaryota, Fungi, Ascomycota, Sordariomycetes, Microascales, Microascaceae.